UUGACCCCCAGCAACACAAAAGAGGAGAGGAAAAGAGGAAGAGGAGGAGGAGGAAAGAUGGAGGGAAGUGUGCAGAGGAGUCCUAGCAGAGCCGAACCGUCCAGCCCAUCUGGACGAUCGGCCCUCCCUGAGCUGCGAGUGAUUCUGCUGGGCCGCCGAGGAGCAGGCAAAAGCUCCACGGGUAACACCAUUCUAGGAGCAGCGAGGGGUUUCGAAGUGGACCGCUGGACCGAAGAAUGCACCAAACAGAGAGGGGACAUGAUGGGCCGUCGCGUUCUGGUGGUGGACACCCCCGGUUGGGAGUGGUACUACUCGGCCAACGGCACGCCAGCCUGGGUCACCCGCGAGGCCAUGCGCAGCAUGUCACUGUGCCCGCCUGGCCCGCACGCCUUCCUGCUCAUCCUGCGCUCGCGCGCCUCCGUCACGGGCGACUUUGUGCGCCAGGCCAAGCGCCACCUGGACAUGCUGGGAGCCGACGACAGCGCCUGGCAGCGCACAAUGCUGGUGGUCACCCGCGGCGAUGAACAGGGCCCCACCGACAUCUCCGGCGUGGAGACAUCGCCGCGUGCCGAGAGGGAGGCCUUCCGCGAGCUCCUGCAGCGAUGCGGGGGCAGGUGCCACGUGAUGGAGAACCGGCGCCGGGUCUCGUCCCCCGGUAACGGCGGCGGUGACGACCGGCAGCAGGUGGCUGAGCUGCUGGUGAAGCUGGAGGAGAUGGUGGCGGCGGCCGGCGGUGGUCACCUGGAGGCCCGGGCGGCGCCGCUGCUGCAGGGCCUGGAGGCCGAGGGCCGGCGGAGGGGCAGGGAGAGGAGGAAGAAGCAGCGGCAGAUGGAGGCACAGGCCCAGAGGAGCUGCAUCAGGGCGGCACUCAGCAGUGACCACCCCCCAUCUGAGGACCAGGAGGACCGGCAGUUGUUCCCCAGGGGAGGCCGGCGUCUCCCCGAGCUCCGACUGCUCCUGCUGGGGGAGCGAGAGACGGGAAAGACCUCCGCCGCCAACACGCUCCUGGGCCAACCGCUCUUCCAGGCAGGCUCAGCCACAGAGGAGAGUGGCAGGGGCCAAGCUGAUGUUGCGGGCCGCAAGCUGACCGUGGUAGACACCCCCGGCUGGGAGGGCGGACCUGAGGGGGGCACCCCGGAGAGGGUGAAGCGUGAGAUCAUUGCCGGGGUGGCACUGUGCCCACCGGGGCCCCACGCGGUGCUGGUGACGCUGCGGGUGGACGUGGUGGUAGGGGCAGCGGCGGCGUCAUGCCUGGAGGAGCAGAUGGCGUCGCUGGGUGAGGGCGUGUGGCGGCACGCCAUGCUCCUCUUCACUCGUGGCGACAAGCUGCGCCCUGGUGUGACGGCUGAGCAGCACAUCAACAGCGGCGGCCUGCACCUGCGGCAGCUAGUGGAGCGUUGCGGUAACCGUUACCAUGUUCUUAGCAAUGUUGCCCCUGCCUCGACAACAGCGACCAUACGACCGUCAAAGGAGGUGGCGGAACUGCUGGACAAGGUGGAGAGAAUGGUGGCGGGCAAUCGGUGCGAGGCCUUUUCACCACUCGUGCACGACAUCCAGCAGCUGGGCCGCAGCAAGAACGAACGCUACCACCUGAGGCUGCGGGACCUGAACGAUCGCCUGCAGCGGCAGGAGAAGGAGCUCAAGAGGCUCCGAGAGGGGGAGGUCAAGAGCCUCCGCUGGAGCAUCCUCCGGAAGAGGGAGAAGGGGAAGCACAGCCCGAGAGGAGGGGGAGGAGAAGAGGAGUCUGGGAGGGAGAGCACCCCUGAAAAGGGAGGUGAGGACCAGAGAAGCCUGAUAAGUGAGCUGGAGGACAGGAUGACAUGGCUGACGGAGGACAAGGAGAGAGAGAUCCAGGACCUGACACUGGAGAACGACCGUCUGGCUGCCGAGUUGGAGCGCGUCUUCCGAGAAAAGCAGGAGGCGACCAUGGAGGCGGAGGACAAGAGCCGGGAGGUGGACGAGCUGACGGAGAAGAUGGAGGAGCAGCAGGUGAAGACCAUGGAGCUGGAGCAACAUAACCUGGCCCUGCAGCAGCAGAAACGACAAAUGGAGUGCACAUGGAAGACAGAGACGGAGGAGUGGGCUGCGAAGCUGGAGCAGGCACAGAGAGAUGCGGACGACUUAAAGCUCAAAUGCGAUGAAGACGUCUCACAAGUGAGGAUGGAGAUGGAAAAGAGGUUGAAGGACAAAGAGAACGAGAUGAAGAGGCAACUGCUAGAAAAAGAGAGGAAAAUGGAAGAGAUUGAACAGCAGAACGCAAAGAAGGAGAUAGAGAGGGUGUCAAAGCAGAAGGAGUUGGAUGCAAAACGAGAAGAAGAAAUGACCAGACUGAAAUACAGUAUUCAGGAGAAGAUGACAGAGCUGGCAAGGCUUGAGCAACUGAAUCAGAGCAAAGAAAAGGAGAUUGAGAGAGAGAGAAAGAGAAACACCGAGAGUCUAAAAAGGCACAAAGACAUGGAAAAUGUACUCCGCGAGAAAGAAGAGGAGAUCUCUGGGCUGCAUCGCUCGCACAAGGAGCAGAGCGAAAAGAGAAGCAGAAAUGAAGAGAAAGGUGAUGAAAGAGACGGGCAGAUCAUUCUUUUGAAACAACUCAACCAAGAGAAAGAAAAAGAGGCAGAGCAAUUGCAGAAAACAGUUAAACAAAUCCAGAGAGACCUGAGUGACGCCAAGGCCGAGUUCCAGAGAAAAGAAUCCGAGAAUGGUCUGCUCGUCAAGAACAUGGAAGAGGAUCACAGAGCAAGGGAGGAGGCGCUGAAGGCAGAGAUCGAAAGAACCAAUAAGCAAAAGGAGAAGAUGAAAUCCCAGCACGAGCAGGAAACUAAACGGGCAGAGGCAGAGAAGGCGCUAGCCUUGGAGACGAAAGACGACACCAUCAGACACCUGGAAGAGGAGAAGCGAGAGGCGGAGAAACAUCUGGUGGAGGUGCGGCAACAGCUCAAAGAGAGCCAGAAGCGGUUGGAGGAUCUGCAGGAGAGGAGGCAGGAGAUGGAGGGAGAGCUCCAGCAACUCCAGCAGAAGAGCGAGGACCUCCAGAGGGACCUCCAGACCCAGAGGGCCAACCACGAGAGGAGGCAGGUCGAGCUGGAGGACCUGCUGCAGCAGAGCCGAGAGACUGUGCGAGUCAAGGAGGCCCAGCGCAUGGAGGUGGUGCAGGAGCACCGGCAUGAGGCCACGGAGCUGCGGCUGACCAACGAGACACAGCGCAGGGAGGCAGACAAGAUGCGAGAGAGGAUGGAGGGACAGGAGAGCCAGAUGAAGGAGAUGAAAGGAUUCUACGAGCAGAAGCUGGCCGAGAGGCAGGCUGAGCAGCAUCUGCAAGAAACGGAGAGAGAGCAGGACCUGAGCAGAAGGGAGAGAGAGCUCAAGAUGUCCGAACUUCAGGUCACAAAUAAGAUGAAGGAGCUGCAGAAGGAAAAAGAAGAGCUCAACCGACGGGAAGUGGAGCUGUCGGAACAAGAAAAUAACCUAAGAAAGAGAGAGGAAGACCUGGGGAAACAGGAGUGUGAGCUUGGACAACAGAAACAAAACAUAGAGCAUCUUCAAGAAAAUUAUCAACUGAAAAUCGAAGGCCUAAGGGAGAAAGAGCAAGAGAUAAAAGAGAAAGAAUCUCAACUACAAAAGCAAGAGGAAGAAAUAAAACACCUAGAACAAAAAAUGACUGGACGGGAACUCGGUGUUGAAAGCAAAGAGAGUCAGCUUGAAAAGAAAAGUGAGGAACUCGGCCUUAGAGAGAAAGACAUGGAGAACUUCCAUCUUACACUUAAGAAAAUGGAGAGUGACCUGACGGAGAAAGACCAAGCACUGAAGGUUAAAGCCCAGGAACUGGAAAAGAGAGGGAAUGAACUUGAAGCUGCAGAGGAUAAGUUGGAAAAAGGUAAUCAAGACCUAAAAUCCAGAUCAGAGCAGACACAUCGAGACUUGGAGAGAGUUCGACAGGAAUUAGAGAGGAAAAGAGAAGAAGCGGACAACAGGGAGGAAGAACUAAGAAAGACAGAUGAGGUGCUGACCAAUGAGAAGCAAGAGAUUGAGAACAGUAAACGUGAACUGAUCUCUGCCAAAGAAGAGCUGGAGAUGAAUAGAACUGAACUGCUAAGACAUGAAGAGGAGGUCAAGGAGGAAUGCCUCAAGAGAGAAGGGAAUCUGGAGAGAAGGGAGAAUGAACAGGGCAAAAAAGAGCAAGCCCUGAAACAGCUGGAAGAAAAAUGUGAAAACAUUUCCCAGGAACUGGAUAAUAAGCAUCAGGACCUUACUGAGAAAGGAAAGAGACUACAGGAAAAAGAACAAGAGCUCUUAAGCCAGGAACAUCGACUGAGUUGUGCAGAACAAGACCUUUCAGAUAAAGAAAAACAACUGGAGAAUAAACUUCAUGAAUCUAGGAUGAAAGAAGAGGAUGUGGAAAAACAAGCUUUGAUUCUGGAGAAAAAAGAAGCUGAACUUCAAGAGAAAGAACUCUACUUCAGAAAUCAAGCGGAUGAACUGGAGAACCAGAGGCUAAACAUUGAUAAAAAGGAAAGUGAACUUCAGAAAAGGGAACUAGAGCUCCAAGAAAGGGAAGAAUCGCUUGUGAGUAGGGAGAAGGAAAUUGAAGGAUGUCAAGUUGCACUAGAGAAGAGCUUACAAGAGCUGGAGAGCAAAAAAGAAGACAUAGUGAGACAGGAGGGCCUCCGUGAGCAUGAGCUUAACAACAAAGAAUAUGAACUAGAACAAAGAACCAAUGAGCUAGAACAUAGAGAACAGGAACUCUUUACAAUUGAAGAAAUUCUUAAAAGUAAGAUGCAGGAGGUAAAUGCAAUGGCUAAGAGACUGGAGGAAGGCAGACAAGAACUAACAGACAUCAUUCAAAGAGAGGAGAAUCUCGAGAAGAGAGUUGUUGACAUUGAAAACAAAACAGAUUGGCAUACAGGAACAGCAUCUACUGAAGAAAGAACAAUUGCAAAACCUCGAGGAAAGGGGUGGAGGAUGACGGAAAAAGAACUAGAGCUACAAAACCUAGAAAAACAACUGAGCAGCAGAGAAGACCUCAUCAGCAUUAAAGAGAAUGAAAUGGAAAAAUAUCAACAUCUGGACAGGAUGGAAGAAGUCCAUAGACAAGGGCAGCUCAAACAGAAAAAUGAUUUUGAUGCAGGAACUGAAAGUAUGAAUGAAUCACAGGAGAACCUUCUGAGGGUCAAACAGGAGCUGGAGAAGAGAAAAGUUGAGAUUGACAGCAGAGAAAAGCACUUAGGAGACCAGGAGCAGAACAUGAAAAAGAAGGUUCUGGAGUUAGAGCAGUGGGAGAAAUACCUGUACAACACAGAACUCAGACUAGUGAGUAAGUCUAAGGCUCCUGGGGCCAGAGGAUGGAGCAGGGACGCAGCAGAGCUAGAGAGGACAGAACAAGAGCUGAGCCAAGCAGAAAAAACUCUGGACGAUCUGCUGAAUGAGAGGAGAGAGAGAAAAGAGAACGGAGGACUUGAGGAGAAGGACAGUGAGGAGGAGGAGGAGGAGAAUAUCAAUAAAAUGAAUGGCACAGAGAUGGAGAGAAGAGAAACUGAGCUCAUCCACAAACUCACAGACAUGAAAAAUCGACUAGAGGAGCUCAUCUCUGGCCCUGGAGGAGAGGUGGAUGCCUGUAAUGACCUGAGUGAGGAGACACAGCUGGACACGGAGAGACAGUUGGAGACUAGUCAUGUGAGGCAGCCACAGGUCAACAGGACCAAGAGUCGUCCUGGAUCCACACUGGGAGUCAAGGUAAGGGCAAACAGCGAGGGAGAGGAUGAGAGCGACAGUGACUAUCACAAUGAAGACUACCACCAAUCUCACAGCUCUCUCAACAUCACACCGGAUCUUGUGCCCAGGGUCCCAGAGCUGAGGCUGGUGCUCCUAGGAGAGGCCUGGUCUUCACGGCACCCAGCUCGCCACAUCUUCCUGGGCCAGGACUUGGACGACACCAGGGCGCCCUGGAAGGGGCAGGUGGCCGACAGGAAGGUCAGCCUUGUGGAACCUUCCGGUCUCAAGUGGCGCUCAUGCAGGAUCCCAACGGCAGCACAGCACCGGGACGUCCUGCAGAGCAUCUCCCAGUCUCAGCCAGGCCCCCAUGUGUUCCUCCUCAUCAUACCGGCCUACCUGUCCUUCACACGGGCAUACCGGCACGCAGUGCAAGCCACGGUGGCAGCACUCGGGGAUGAGGCCUGGAGGCACAGCCUGGUGGUGCUCACCUGGGGGGAGGCUCUGGGGGAGAGCCCCCAGCAGCACCUCCUCAGGAACAGGGACCUCCAGUGGCUAGUGGGGAGGUGUGGGGGCAGGUACCAUGUUCUGGGCCAUGGUAAGCAGAGAUACAAGCAGGUGGCAGAGCUUCUGGAGAAGAUUGAGAGAAUGGUAGCGAGGAAUGGAUACAUGCAGCAGAGUGACUAGAGAGGAAGAGAUCAGAUGUGUGUGUGUGUGUGUGUGUGUGUGUGUGUGAGAGAGAGAGUGUGUUUGUGAUUGUAACUAAUAAGGUAUUGAUAAUACUGUAUAAAGGAACUAAUUACUUUUGGGCUUCCUCUAAAACAUAUGCACAAACACAAACAAUGCAGAGGUGUCAUAAUGUAUCAAAUAACCAUAUUCCAUCUUCACGUAUGCAUGCAUACAGUAUAUUCAUACUCCGCUGCGCGUCGGGGUCCGGUUCGCCCUGUCGGGACUUAUUUUCCCAAUAAUGACCGGCGUUCUAUACAUUAUCCCUUACAUAUAUGCAUUCAUAAAUAUAUUACAUUUGCAAAUGUCCUAUUUAUAACAGUACUUAACCCCAAUAAUAUCCAGUAAGGUAAAAUGUUGUGUCUUUUAGCUGUGUGUGUGGUAUUCAAUAUUCUGUGUAUAGUGUUAAAUUGUGACAAGGUUGUACCGUGUAGGCUACCAUCACAAAUAUGUACUUCCAAAGUCAAUCUAGACAUAAAUUUUUCA
Molecule: messenger RNA, 6918 nt
Organism: Alosa alosa (allis shad)
Lineage: Eukaryota; Metazoa; Chordata; Actinopteri; Clupeiformes; Clupeidae
Product: trichohyalin-like
Molecular function (GO): GTP binding
Source: RefSeq, a predicted model, not a curated record